ACGGUUAGCCUGGCCAGUGGCCAGUUUCUUGGCCGGUUUGAAUCUGAAAGCUCCCUCUAAUCUUCUGAAGAAGCGAGAAAACCCUUUUUCUUCCCAUUAAUUCGAUUGAUCAAACGUCAACAACAACAACAACAACCGGCUAGUACCCUUCCUUUGGCUUCAAGCUACGCACUUUCACAUCGAUCUGGAUAACCAAAACCUUUACCAAUAUCCCAUACUGUUUUUAGUGUUUCUCCCAGACGCUGGCUGCUGUCCGCUCAAGUUUCAUUAACUAAUGGCGAGCCAAAGGGACUUAUCGCUUCACACGCCGUUCGAGACUACUACUAGAAAGAAAAAGCUUAUAAGUGGGCAGCAAAACAUGAAGCAGCUUGAAAAAGAGGUCUCUAUGCUUCAAAAAAUGCUUAAUCGAGAAGAAAAGAUGCAUGAGAUUUUGGAGCAUGUCCAUAAUCAACAUAAAGGUUCUGCAAUCAGAAUCCCAAACUUCCUUCCUCCUAAGAUGAAAGAGCUCUUAGCAGAGUUAGCUAUAGUUGAGGGAGAGAUAAGUCGACUAGAAGCCGAGAUAAGCCAACUUCAAAAUAGUUUGAAACAUGAACAGCAAGUCACCAAGGAAUCGCAAUCCAAACAAUCCAAACAAUGGCAACAUGGAACUCUUCUUCAAUAUCCAUCAGUACUCACAACAAACCCAGCCCCCAUAAAUAAAGGUGGUAAUGAAAUGAUGGCAUAUGAGACAAAAGCAUUGCAUUUCAUAAGCAAAGCUAUAAAAGGCGACUAUAAUCUCAACGACUACGGUAGUACUGUAGCUGAUCGGAAAUUUGGAAACUCAAGAGGGUUUGAUGAUCAGAAAGAAAAUCAUGUCCGUGAGGCUGCUAUAUUUCAGGACAAGGUUCCAAGAAAAAGCGGGAUGCUGAAGCCAUCCUCACCCUUGCGAGAUCCACGACAUCCAUCACCCAAGCCAAAAGAACGAAAUACACCAAUUAUUUCAGACUUGCCUCCAAAAUCUCAAUUAGAAGAGGAAAACCAGCAAUGGCAACCCAACAAGCUAUCUGAGAGCAUCAUGAAAUGUUUGAACGUCAUAUAUACGAGACUGCUUAGAACAUCAAGAGCAAUGGAACUGGAGAAGUCAGGCCCCAUUUUCAGGUCUAUGAACAACCCCUCUUUGAGUUCAAGAAGCUUCAGGGCCGACACAGGGUUGAAGCCUUUGUUACAAAAGGAAUCAAGGCAACAAGACCCAUAUGGUAUCUUCAACGUGGAAGAGUCUAUUCCCAGGGACAUUGGUCCUUACAAGAACUUGGUUGUCUUCACCUCAACCUCUCUCGACCCCAAGUCCAUAUCAAGCUCCACUUCUACUCCUUUGCUAACAAAGUUGAGGGCUUUGUUGAACAGUCUCCAGACGGUGGACUUGAGAUUCUUGACUAACCAACAGAAAUUAGCAUUUUGGAUCAACGUGUACAAUGCUUGUAUCAUGCAUGGAUUUCUCCAGUAUGGGGUGCCUGCUACUCCGGAAAAAUUACUUGCAUUGAUGAACAAGGCAACCCUUAACAUAGGAGGUAAUAUAAUAAAUGCUCAAGCAAUAGAGCAUUUCAUUUUGAGAAAGCCAGCAUCUUCAAGCCGGAAAGAGAUUUAUCGCAAGGAUGAAAGGGAUGACAAGGAAGUCGCGGUUCGCAAACUUUAUGGAUUGGAGUCAAUGGAUCCAAAUGUCAUAUUUGCUCUGUCGUGUGGAACUCGUUCAUCUCCUGCUGUUAGAAUAUACACAUCUGAUGGUGUUGCAGUUGAGUUGGAAAAAUCAAAGCUAGACUAUUUGCAAGCUUCAAUAGUAGUGACUGGCACGAAAAGAAUUGCAUUCCCAGAGCUCCUGCUUCAAAACAUGCUUGACUUUGCCCUAGACACAGACUCAUUUGUGGAGUGGGCUUGCCAACAGCUACCAACUUCCGGGUCAUUAAGGAAAGCAAUGGUGGAUUGCUUCAGAGGCCACAACCUUGCCAGGGUAUCUAGCAUCGUUGAGAAGAUACCAUAUGACUUUGAAUUUCAGUAUUUGUUAGCAAUUUAAUUAAGCUCCUUACUUUUCAGAUGCUUUUUCGAUCAGUAAGCGACCGGCUAAGGUGGAUGUAAUUCUCUUCCCCAAAGAAGGAAUUAAGGAGGCUUGCCAAAUAAUAUUAUUAGUUCAUUCUCUGUAACAAAUUAACUAUAUACAAGGAAGAAUUCGACCAGGUCGCAUUAAUUUCUCUUUUUA
This is a messenger RNA of Alnus glutinosa, 2230 nucleotides long. RefSeq lists its product as uncharacterized. Lineage: Eukaryota; Viridiplantae; Streptophyta; Magnoliopsida; Fagales; Betulaceae. The transcript has 10 exons. Bases 275 to 2047 code for a protein of 590 amino acids. The record is from RefSeq and is a predicted model, not a curated record.